CCAAUCGUUAACGUACGCUACUUAAAGCAAGUUUGCGUUGUCACAGAAUCGCAGUAGGUGAGAAAGAAAGGUGUAGACAUGAGCGAACAUCUACGUGUUUGUAUUACCGGAGCUGCUGGACAGAUCGCUUACUCGCUUUUACAUCCUAUCGCUAACGGAGAUGUCUUCGGCAAGGACCGGCCUCUUACUUUACUAUUGCUGGAUAUUCCACAAAUGAUGGAAGUUUUGAAAGGAGUGGUGAUGGAGAUGAUGGAUUGUUCGCUGCCUCUACUAAAAGAUGUUAUUGCAACUGCUGACCCCAAUGUUGCAUUCAAAGGCAUUGACGUUGCCAUUUUAGUUGGAGCGAUGCCGAGGAGGGAAGGAAUGCAACGGAAGGACUUACUGAAAGCAAAUGCUGGCAUCUUUACAGCACAAGGAAAGGCUUUAGAUGCACAUGCAAAAAAAUCAGUAAAGGUUCUUGUUGUUGGUAAUCCGGCCAAUACCAACUGCAUGAUUGCGAUGUUGAAUGCUCCAUCUAUCCCUCGCAAGAACUUCACUGCACUCACUCGUCUCGACCAGAACAGAGCUCAAGCUCAAGUUGCUGCUCGUUUGAAAGCAAGAUGUGAUUUAGUGCAUAAUGUGAUCAUAUGGGGCAACCAUUCGGGCACUCAGUAUGUCGACCCGACUCAUGCCCAUGUGAUCACUGACCAAGGAAAGCAGGAUGUGUGUAGUGCAAUUAAGGAUGAUGCUUGGAUCCAGGGAGAAUUCCUUGUGACUGUGCAGAAGAGAGGAGCUGCUGUGAUUGCAGCAAGGAAGUUGAGCAGUGCAAUGUCUGCAGCUAAAGCUAUUUGCGAUCACAUGAGAGAUUGGUUUUAUGGAACGAAACCGCCAUGA
Molecule: messenger RNA, 873 nt
Organism: Corticium candelabrum
Lineage: Eukaryota; Metazoa; Porifera; Homoscleromorpha; Homosclerophorida; Plakinidae
Product: malate dehydrogenase, cytoplasmic-like
Exons: 8
Coding region: 79-873 (264 amino acids)
Biological process (GO): malate metabolic process; oxaloacetate metabolic process; tricarboxylic acid cycle
Cellular component (GO): mitochondrion; cytosol
Molecular function (GO): L-malate dehydrogenase (NAD+) activity
Source: RefSeq, a predicted model, not a curated record